GCGGAAGCUUCGCAGGCUGCUCCUGCUGCUCCUGUGCUUGAUCCGGCCGCUGAGCUGGCAGCUCAGGCACUUCGCAUGUCCGGUAUUGAACCGGCUCCCCCCAACAUCCCGAAUGCUGCCGCUCUCAAUCAGGGUCUCCUUCGGGCGACCCAGAGAGCAGCCCGUGCAGCUGAGACGGGAAAUGCAGCUGCGAGCGCAGAGGAAGCUUCAGAGGUUCCCUCCGAGACCGCGGACGAAUACGCGCGUCUUGAUGCUCGCGAGGCUGAGCUCCUCGCCGAGGCGGAAGGUUAUCCUCCCGCCGAGGUUGAGGAGGCUCCGCAGCCAGCUGCUGCGAGUGGCGCCGCUCCGAGUGCCCCUCCCGCCAAGGCGCCCCCGCCACACCUGCGGGCAGCCACAGCGGGGGAAGAAGCCCAAGAAGGGCGCGGCACGAGAGCGCCCUGCGAUGAGGCGGGCGAUGGCCCUGUUUCAGGGCCGCUCAUCGCAGGGAGCGCCACUAUCGCGACCAUUGUCGCGUUUUUAGACGCGUACCAUAUGGUGCGCCCCCACGCCCAAGAGGUAGUGGCGGUGGUGGCCGAUGAAGUUGCCUUCGCGACUUCGUCAGCCAUUCGUUUAGGAGCCGUGGCCAUCGCCACGUUGAUCCUAGCGGCCACUGCUGCAGCCUUGGUGGGUGUGCGGUGGACUCUUUCUGCAAAGAGUCGUCUUUUCCAAUCCGGCUUCAACGCCGAGGGCAACGCAGCCGCAGCAGCUCUCCAAUCCGCCGACGCCGCGCCGCCUCUCGCUGCUGUCGACACCUGGAGGUUAGGAGACUUGGAGAGGGAUGAGCGGAGAGAGUGUACUGCGUAUGUGCGGUCCUUUGUGGACCAGGCACAAGCCGAACGGAGAUCUGUUCGAGUGUAUGGGUUGAACGCAGCCGGUCGGGCUCUGCUGCACCAAGAAUGCGCAUCUAGACGCCUGAGCCACGUGACGAGUGGCGAUAAGUCCUUUAUGACCUUUUGGCACGAGGACUGGAGUCCACGAAAGAGCUCCGAAGCCCCAGCUUCGAGUGAGUCGUUCAAGGAUCAGAUCGUUUCUAGCCGAAGCGCCCCGGAAUUGCCUGCUGCCGCGUUGCAGGCUCAAGAAUCUCCUACGGGAGCACUUUCAUAUAAGAGCAUGCGCUCAACAAACUCCGGCGGAGCUGAAUUUGAAUUGGCAUCGCUUCGGCGAGAAUGUGAUGGCUUGCGAAAGGCCCUUGACGAUUCCACUCGACGGGAACAGGGCCUGGCGGCCCAACUCCGAGCUCACCGUGUUCUCCAGGAACAGGUGGCCGAUGGGCGUGUUACGCCGUUGGCUAUUCUAGAUGCCGCGCCCCAGGCGCGAGCUGGAGAAGCGAAUGUCGCCCUCCACCCGGACUCUAGUUUUUUGAGUCCGUUGUUGCAGCUGAUCGGCGACGCUGCUUGCGUCGAGAUUAUGCUCACCGCGUUCACCUAUGACGAUCCAGAACUCACAUCUGCCACAACCGCGGCUAGGUCGAAGUUCGCGCCACUUGCGGAAAAUCCCUUUCGGAUGUCUAUGGAGGCGGUGAAGAUGGGAUAG
Symbiodinium necroappetens is the source of this 1572-nucleotide messenger RNA. The record is from the annotation of a GenBank genome assembly. Lineage: Eukaryota; Dinophyceae; Suessiales; Symbiodiniaceae.